UGCGUACUUCCGGCUGCAGGGUUGACAUGAAGAAGCAGCGGCUGCUAGGCUGGCGGUAGCGGCAAGAGUCGAGGCUUGCAGUGAGACUGAAGGCUAAGAUCGCGACGCGGCCUGAAGCGGCAGCCGGCUCACUAGGCGGAGGAAGAGACGCAGCAGCCGCCCUGGCCCGUCAUGGAGAUGGAAAAGGAGUUCGAGCAGAUCGACAAGGCUGGUAGCUGGGCGGCCAUUUACCAGGAUAUCCGACAUGAAGCCAGUGACUUCCCAUGUAAAGUGGCCAAGCUUCCUAAAAACAAAAACCGAAACAGGUACAGAGAUGUCAGUCCCUUUGACCAUAGUCGGAUUAAACUACAUCAAGAAGACAAUGACUAUAUCAAUGCUAGUUUGAUAAAAAUGGAAGAAGCCCAAAGGAGCUACAUUCUUACUCAGGGCCCUUUGCCUAACACGUGCGGUCACUUUUGGGAGAUGGUGUGGGAGCAGAAAAGCAGGGGCGUUGUCAUGCUCAACAGAGUGAUGGAGAAGGGAUCGUUAAAAUGUGCACAGUACUGGCCACAAAAAGAAGAAAAAGAAAUGAUCUUUGAAGACACAAACUUGAAGUUAACCUUGAUCUCUGAAGAUAUUAAGUCAUAUUACACAGUACGACAACUAGAAUUGGAAAACAUGACAUCUCAAGAAACUCGAGAGAUUUUACAUUUCCACUAUACCACGUGGCCUGACUUUGGGGUCCCCGAAUCACCAGCUUCGUUCCUGAACUUUCUUUUCAAAGUCCGCGAGUCGGGGUCGCUCAGCCUGGAGCACGGCCCCAUCGUGGUCCAUUGCAGCGCGGGCAUCGGCCGCUCAGGGACUUUCUGCCUCGCUGACACCUGCCUCUUGCUGAUGGACAAACGGAAAGAUCCCUCUUCUGUUGAUAUUAAGAAAGUUCUGUUAGAAAUGAGGAAAUUCCGCAUGGGACUGAUCCAGACAGCAGAUCAGCUCCGCUUCUCCUACCUAGCUGUGAUCGAAGGUGCCAAAUUCAUCAUGGGAGACUCUUCGGUGCAGGAGCAGUGGAAAGAGCUCUCCCACGAGGACCUGGAGCCCCCACCCGAGCAUGUCCCCCCACCACCCCGGCCACCCAAACGAGUACCGGAACCAAACAAUGGGAGAUACAAGGAUUUCUUCCCCAACCACCUCUGGGUGAAGGAUGAAACAGAAGACAGUCAAGGAGACGGCCCCAUUGAGGCGAAAACCAGAAUCCUCGUAAAUGCCCCCCACGACAUGGAAAGCUCAAGUCAGGACACUGAAGUCAGAAGGCGGAUGGUAGGGGGAGAUCCACACGGCACCCCUGUCACCGUCCCCGUCAAGGCGGAGCCCUUGGCACCCGAGGAGGAGGAAGACCAGGCGCUGACUCACUGGAAACCCUUCCUGGUCAACGUGUGCAUGGCCGCGGCCUUCACGGCCGGAGCGUACCUCUGCUACAGGUUCCUGUUCAACAGCAACACAUAA
Messenger RNA from Chrysochloris asiatica (Cape golden mole), 1479 nucleotides. It is a transcript of the gene PTPN1, whose product is annotated as protein tyrosine phosphatase, non-receptor type 1. Bases 172 to 1479 code for a protein of 435 amino acids. The record is from RefSeq and is a predicted model, not a curated record. The transcript has 10 exons. NCBI's taxonomy places the organism in Eukaryota, Metazoa, Chordata, Mammalia, Afrosoricida, Chrysochloridae. Gene Ontology annotation, molecular function: protein tyrosine phosphatase activity. Gene Ontology annotation, biological process: protein dephosphorylation.